GUUCGAGAAUGGCCCAUGCCGCCUAUAAAUUGUAGUCUCAAAAUAGGAUGGUAAUCGUAUGCGCUUCAAACUCGAGUCUCAGCAGAGCAAAAUGUAUAUAACAAACUAACUAGUUGGCUUCGUCUCCCACACUUCGAGUCUGUGUCACUGUUUGACCUUAAUGGCAUACCCAGAAGAAGAACAUCCUCGGCUUCUUCUCCACAACUUCCUUUCUGUCCAGGAAUGCAAGGAACUGGAAUAUAUACACAAAAGCAAUUGCACUGUGGGUUACAGACCCAAUGUCUUCUCAACAACUCUUUCACAUCUCAUAGCCACCAACUGUGCCCAUCUCAUCAUGCCCUUCGUCCCCAUCAGAGAGAGGUUGAAGGAGAAGGUAGAGGAAUUCUUUGGCUGCGAGUAUGAACUCUUUGUUGAAUUCACCGGUUUGAUCAGCUGGAGUAGAGGAUCAACCAUUGGGUGGCAUAGUGAUGACAACAGGCCCUAUCUCAAACAGCGUGACUUUGCGGCGGUUUGUUAUUUGAACAAUUACGGGGAUGAUUUCAAAGGUGGACUUUUUCACUUCCAGGAUGGGGAUCUAACAACUAUUGUUCCAUCAAGUGGGGAUGUUGUGAUAUACACGGCUGACAGCCGCAACACUCAUUCUGUUGAUGAGAUUACUGAUGGGGAAAGACUCACAAUGGCAUUAUGGUUCAGUCGUGAUGCAGCCCAUGAUGAAGAUGCUAAACUUAUUUCGCUUCUCUCACAGACCCCGUUACGAGAUAAUGGUCCGGAACUAUGGCUACCUUUGCCAGCAUCGAGUAAUAUGUACUGGUUUUCACCAGAACAAGCUUCGUCCCAUGAUCAGUUGGGAUUUGAUAUAUGCUGUGCAAGGCUGCAUGUUCUUGGAUAUGAUGUAGUAUACUCUGAAGACAAGAUCUCCUGUUCAAAUAUUUCUGAGUUACAGAUGGAGAAGUUGCGAUUAGCAAGGGGAGAUGAGUUGUUUGACUAUGAGUUUGUCAACAUCUUGCAUGCACUUCAGGUAGUGCAAUUCUACCGUUGGAAAGCUUCUGAUCUGAAAUCUAGCAAAGUAGAAGAUAGCAAUAAGGUGGUACUCUUAUUGCAAUCACAGCGGGAGAAAUCUCUCUGCCUCAAGUCUUUAUUUCUGAAGGAUCCUCAUCUAGCAGAGUCUGUAUUUUCUGCUGAGAGUGCAAAACAUUCUAAUUGGGACCAUUUUACGGUUGCAGUUGCUAUGUGGGAAGAUUAUGCUCACAGGUUACAUAAAGAACUGGUAAUGUGCUUACCUCACUGGAAAACACAUCAAUCUAUAUUUCAUGUAUUUGAUGACAAGUAAUACAUUUAUACUGGAGAACUAAAUCCCCAAUUAUUCAGUAGUUUAUGAUAUCGCUUCCAGCUAGAUAUGAGUUAUACAACUCUUCCUUCAUACAUCAGAGCUUUUCUUCCAAGCAUUGGAAACCUAUGCGUGGCUGAGUUGACCUCUUUGGAUUUUCUCCAUUUGUGCAAAACAUUGCCAGAGACAUCAUAGAAUUGUAUAUCAGCGCGGGUUUUAGUCAUUUGUACUGACAUAAAACCUUGGCCGUCGUAAUACAGCUUCAAUUCUCUUGGAUCCCACCACUUUAUAUCACCUCUCCAUGCCUUGGAGCCACCUCCACUGGUAAAAAACUCAAUUUUACUGCAGUAACUACCAAACCCACGUCAAUUUUGUAUUUUACAGAAGAAUAUCUAGUUUGAUGUGGGAAUUAUGUGUACAGAUUUACCUGUCCGGAUCACUGAUGUGUUGCAAGCAAUGGUCAUGUCCGUUUAUAUAAAAAUCUAUUUUGUUUGCCUAAACACGCGUGAAAGAAAGAAAGCAAACAUUGAAAUAAUGAAAUUAGUAAGACCU
Molecule: messenger RNA, 1879 nt
Organism: Rosa chinensis
Lineage: Eukaryota; Viridiplantae; Streptophyta; Magnoliopsida; Rosales; Rosaceae
Exons: 7
Coding region: 161-1330 (389 amino acids)
Biological process (GO): collagen metabolic process
Molecular function (GO): oxidoreductase activity, acting on paired donors, with incorporation or reduction of molecular oxygen; iron ion binding; L-ascorbic acid binding
Source: RefSeq, a predicted model, not a curated record